Messenger RNA from Micromonas pusilla CCMP1545, 504 nucleotides. RefSeq lists its product as uncharacterized. The transcript has a single exon. Bases 1 to 504 code for a protein of 167 amino acids. The record is from RefSeq and is a predicted model, not a curated record. Lineage: Eukaryota; Viridiplantae; Chlorophyta; Mamiellophyceae; Mamiellales; Mamiellaceae.
AUGUCGCACGAGAACGUCUUCCACGCGGAGAAGCACUGCAACGACGCGAUACACAACCCAUCGCGCGCGGGGACGUCGCACACGGAUCGCGAGAUACAGGCCGCGGCGGAUCUCAUCGGGCGCGACGCGGUCGUCGUCACCGCGACGCGCGCAAGGCGCGAGGGCAAACGACGCGCGCGCGAGACGCUCGUGAAUGACGUGUGCGCGCGCGGUGAAGCACUCGGGGACGGAUGCGUGCUCCUCGGCGCGGGGGGGGAACGGGGAGGACGCUACGACGCGACGAGGAAAAAAAAUAAAAAAUUCGACGGCGUCGUCGCGCGCGUCGACACGAGCGCUCUGCCCGGGGGGGACAGCGGGAAUGCGGAACGUCAACCGUCGCGACGACGACUAGGAGUGCUCGACCACGCGAACAGGUGGAAGACGGAGGCGCGGAUCGUCGCAGGGGGGACCGCGGGCGCGCGCGCGCUCCGAGAUGCGCGCGCGGCAGCGAAGGCGAGUCCGUAG